Molecule: messenger RNA, 850 nt
Organism: Pseudomassariella vexata
Lineage: Eukaryota; Fungi; Ascomycota; Sordariomycetes; Amphisphaeriales; Pseudomassariaceae
Product: Chloroperoxidase
Exons: 1
Coding region: 1-735 (244 amino acids)
Molecular function (GO): peroxidase activity
Source: RefSeq, a predicted model, not a curated record
AUGUGCACCAUUAAAGUCCUCAGCCUCCUGGCCGCUACCACCAGCUUCUUCACCACAAUUUCUGCCGUCAGCGAGACGACCAACCCCUUCCAAUUACCCGGCACGGGCGACGUGCGCUCGCCCUGUCCAGGCCUCAACGCCCUCGCCAACCACGGCCUCCUCCCCCGCAACGGCAAGGGCAUCGACCUCGCGAUCCUGUCUGCGGGCACGCUAGCCGGCUUCAACCUGGGCCAAGACGCCGCCACCCUUGUCGGAACGCAAGCCCUGGCGUCGUCGGCAACGGGCAACGCCUCCACUUUCGACCUCGAUAAUCUCAACGAGCACGACCCGCAAGUCAUCGAACAUGACGGCAGCAUGAGCCGUACCGACUCCUUCUGGGGUGAUAACCACUCCUUUAACCAGGAGGCAUGGGAUCGUACCCUAUCUACGUGGGGCGACAACGAGACCAUCACCUUCGCGGUCGCGGCCGCUGAGCGCACGGCGCGGUUUGUUUUCGGCGCUGCGGCGAACCCUGAGUUCAAUGCCACUUUCGCCAACAGCGGGUCUCUGCUUGAGUACUCGUUGAUGCUGUCUGCCUUUGGCGACCCGGUCGAAGGGAAUGCCAAUAAGACUCUGGCGGUGUUCAUGAUGGAGAACGAGAGGUUGCCUUUUAGCUUGGGGUGGACUCCUCCCACGACGCAGAUCACGGUUUCUACAGCCCAAGCUAUGGCGGCGAAGAUUGCGGCGUUGUUGUGAGGGAAUACAGGAAAGAAAAGAAAUAGAAGGAAAAAGGAAACAAGCGUAUGGGCCACAAUGUUUAACGAUUUAUGGUCUAUAGCAUUAGACUACAAUGAAUUAUGUUUAUAUCCAG